AUGAACUUGCCCCUAGAAUCUGGAUUUGAAGCAAUCCGUACCUUCAAAGUUCCUAAAGGAAGACCUGGCAAGGCUGCUCCAUUCAGAUACCCAUCAGGUUCUUUAAUGGACUCUGACUUCCUCAUGGGUGUCUCCAAUUUCCCACCAUCAUUAGCGAAGCUUACAGAUUUUUCGACAGCUAUACCCUCCACCUUUCUCCUGUUUUUUGCCAUAGAUGGUCCAACUAUACGUGUUGAGGAGCUUGAUUUGGUUACAAAAAUGGAUCUUCAUGUUAAGGAUGAAAGGUACAGUGAUGUAGGUUAG
This is a messenger RNA of Lactuca saligna, 303 nucleotides long. The record is from the annotation of a GenBank genome assembly. NCBI's taxonomy places the organism in Eukaryota, Viridiplantae, Streptophyta, Magnoliopsida, Asterales, Asteraceae.